AUGGCCGUUCAGUCUUCUCCACCCAUCGACAUCGACGAAGUGCUUCCGGGCACGCGAUGCGUCUUCAUCGAUGAAUCCGCCAGUAGCACCUCGGCCAAUGGCCUGCUGCAGAAGCACGACGGCAUCGUGCUGGUGCCGCAGCCCACCGCGUCGCCCAACGAUCCCUUGAACUGGGGUCUGUGGCGCAAGGUGUGGCAUACGGGCCUCGUGUGCUUUGCUGUUGCUUUGACCGCCGCCACGUCGAAUGUGGCUGGAUCCGCAAGUACGGGCGUCAAUGAGGAGUACGGCAUCAGCUACGACGUCUUCAACACCGGUGCUGGCGUGUUGUUUCUCGCCAUCGGCUACUGGACGCUGCUGAGCUCACCCGCCGUCCAUCUCUACGGCCGCCGGAUUCUGUACCUCGUUGGCGCCACCUGGGGCCUGAUUGGCAACAUUUGGUUUGGGAGACUCAAAACCUCGUCGGAUGCCAUCUGGACGCAGCUCUUUGUGGGCGCCUCCGAGUCUGUGGCCGAGGCCGUGGUGCAGCUGUCUCUGCUGGACAUCUGGUUUGAGCACCAGAACGGAACCUCCAUGGGCCUGUAUACUUUGGCCACCUCCGUAGGAACCUAUCUCGGCCCGCUGGUGGGCGGCUACGUUGCCGAUAGCAACCUCGGAUGGCGCUGGAUUGGAUACCUUGGCGCAAUCAUGUCUGGCUUCAACUUUGUGCUCUUCUACUUUGGCCUGGAAGAGACUGCGUUCCCCCGCGAGCGCUACCAGCGAGAUGACCGCAUCACCACGGCCCCCGCGGCGAUUGGCAGCGAGAAGACAGGUAACAUGGCCGAUGUUAGCACCGGCGCAUCUGACGAGGAGGCCGCCGCCCAGGCUCAGGAUGCCGACCAGUUCUCCAUCAACUUUACGCGCCCCAAAUCCUACUGGCAGCGCAUUGCUCUCGUUACGCCCGCCCCUAACCUGCGUGGCAUUGGCGCAAGGCAGUACGUUGGUCGUCUGUGGCACACGCUGCGCAUCUUCACCUUCCCAGCUGUCUGGUUCGCCGGCCUGCAAUGGGGCAUGCAGAAUAUUGCCUUGUCCUUUUACCUGACCAUCGAGGAGGACUACUGGACUGACGAUCCCUAUGACUAUAGCGACGUCGCUGUGAGCAACAUGAACAUUCCCUGCCUCAUUGGUAGCGUCAUUGGCUGUUUCUACGGUGGCUACCUCAGCGACAUUUUCGUGCUUUGGGCGAGCCGGCGCAACCGCGGCAUUCAGGAGGCCGAGUUCCGCCUCUAUCUCAUGUUCCUCUGCGUAAUCAUCUUCCCUACGGGCAUGUGGCUUUUCGGCAUUGGAUCGGCCAAGGGCUGGGACUGGCCCGUGCCGUACGUUGGCCUUGGCUUUAUUGGAUUUGGCUACGGCUGCGCCGGCGACCUGAGCCUGACCUAUCUCGCCGACUGCUACCCGGAUAUGGUCCUCGAGGGCAUGGUGGGCGUGGCCGUCAUCAACAACACGCUGGCCAUGAUUUUUACCUUUGUGGCGAGCUACUGGCUAGACACGGGCGUGCAGGAUACUUUUAUCGAGCUGGGCGUUUUGGGUUUUGUGAUUUUGAUGCUGUCACUGCCCAUGAUUGUAUGGGGCAAGCGUGCGCGGCGCUGGACGAAGCAGAGAUAUCUCAACUUUUUGGAGAUUCGUGACGGGAUGGGUCACUGA
Molecule: messenger RNA, 1680 nt
Organism: Trichoderma gamsii
Lineage: Eukaryota; Fungi; Ascomycota; Sordariomycetes; Hypocreales; Hypocreaceae
Exons: 1
Coding region: 1-1680 (559 amino acids)
Biological process (GO): transmembrane transport
Molecular function (GO): transmembrane transporter activity
Source: RefSeq, a predicted model, not a curated record